UUGAGCGUGCUCUCCUCCCUCCAUCCGGGUUCUCUUUAUAAGGAGGGUCGCGCGCUUGCGUGCUGUUCUCCGCUCAGUUCGACCUCUGGUGCCGAGGGACUGUGACAGACAGACAUCUUACCCGACUCCCAGCCGAAGAACCCACAAAACUCAAACAGCAUGUAUGCCUGUGCGAAGUUCGUGUCCACCCCUUCCCUGAUCCGUGCUGGAUCCAGAGUACUGUACAGACCAAUCUCUGCAUCAGUGUUGUCUCGACCAGAGGUCCGAACUGGAGAGGGAAAUGCAACAUUAAGUGGAUCCCCAAAUACCUGCACUCAAAUUGUACUGAGGGGAUUCCAGACCAGUGCAAUCAGCAGGGAUAUUGACACUGCUGCAAAGUUUAUUGGUGCUGGUGCUGCCACGGUUGGUGUCGCUGGCUCUGGUGCUGGUAUUGGAACAGUUUUUGGCAGCCUCAUUAUUGGUUAUGCCAGGAAUCCUUCCCUGAAACAGCAGCUGUUCUCCUAUGCGAUCUUAGGAUUUGCCCUGUCUGAAGCUAUGGGUCUGUUUUGUUUGAUGGUUGCUUUCUUGAUUUUGUUCGCCAUGUAAAUGCUCAACAUUCAAAUGAAGAUGUAAUCAAUAUUUCACUGUGGCUCCCGAUAAUAUCGUGUUGUCAAGGAAAUGUACAAAGUUUCCAAAGUCCUUUCAUUAAAAACAGUAACAAAACUGAGAA
Pelobates fuscus (common spadefoot toad) is the source of this 709-nucleotide messenger RNA. RefSeq names its product ATP synthase membrane subunit c locus 3 (gene ATP5MC3). Gene Ontology annotation, molecular function: proton transmembrane transporter activity. The transcript has 5 exons. NCBI's taxonomy places the organism in Eukaryota, Metazoa, Chordata, Amphibia, Anura, Pelobatidae. The record is from RefSeq and is a predicted model, not a curated record. Gene Ontology annotation, biological process: proton transmembrane transport; proton motive force-driven ATP synthesis. The coding region runs from base 160 to 585 and encodes 141 amino acids.